UCUUCAUCGCCCAAAACCCCUUCAUAAACCCUGCCUGAGGCUCUUUUCUUCUGCUCGCACGUCCUGCUUCCAUGAAUCAAAUAAUGGCAUUCACCUCCUCGUCUCUCCUUCUCUUCCUGCUAUGCUUCUUCCAAUCUCUAUGCCUAUAUUCUGUUUCAUCCUCCCCAAACAAGCCUCUCCUCCUCCCCCUCACGCACGCACUCUCACUCUCACUCUCCUCCUCCUCCUCCUCCUCCUUUCCCUCCCAAUCCUACCUCCUCAAAUUCUCCUCCCUCCGCUCGGCCGAACGCUUCCAUUCCAGUCGCCGGAGGAGGCGGCAGCUUCCCCUCCCCCUCGCUUCCGGUGCGGAUUACACUCUCUCCCUUUCCAUCUCUUCCACCACUGUAUCCCUCUACCUCGACACCGGCAGCGACCUGUUAUGGUUCCCCUGCUCCCCCUUUCAAUGCAUCCUCUGCGAAAACAAGCCCCUUUACUCCCUACCGCUUCCUCCCCCUCCCUCCUCCCACCCUGUCCCCUGCUCCUCCCUUCUCUGCUCUGCAGCCCACUCUUCGCUACCCAUUUCCGACCUCUGCGCCGCCGCGCUCUGUCCGCUCGACGCCAUUGAAACGUCCUCAUGCUCUCCUUCCUCCCAUCCCUGCCCCCUCCUCUACUACGCUUACGGCGACGGAAGCCUCCUUGCCUCUCUCCGACGCGGCCAUCUCUCCCUCAUUUCCUCUCUUUCCCUCUCCAACUUCACCUUCGCCUGCGCCCACUCCGCCCUCGCCGAACCUCUCGGCGUCGCCGGUUUCGGCCGCGGACCUCUCUCUCUGCCUUCCCAGCUCGCCAAGCUCUCGCCUUUCCUCGCCUCCCGCUUCUCCUAUUGCCUUAUCUACCACUCCUUCCUCCCUAAUCGCCUCCUACGCCCCAGCCCUCUCAUCCUGGGCCGCUCCUCAACCAUUUCCUUCACCUACACUCCCCUACUUCACAUCCACAAAAACCCUUUUUUCUACUCUGUUUCGCUUCUCUCCAUCUCCGUCGGCCGGGUUACCAUUCCGGCAAGUUCUCAGCUUAUCUCUAGAGGCAUGGUGGUGGAUUCCGGCACCACUUUCACGAUGCUUCCCGGCGAGAUGCACCGCCAGUUAGCUGCUGAGUUCCAGCUGCAGAUGGGGAGGCGCGAAUUCAUCCGAGCAACCGGCGCAGAGGAGAGGACGGGGCUCGGACCUUGUUACGAGUACGGAAAUGGGAGGAAUGAGAGCCAGCGAGUGCCGGCGAUGGGACUCCACUUCGCUGGAAACGCCAGUUUGUGGCUGCCGACGAGGAACUACUUUUUGGGAUUUGAGAGCGAGGGGGAGCGUGUGGGAUGCUUUAUGGUGAUCAGUGGUGGAGAUGAAGCGAAGGGGGAGGAGGAUGAAGGAGGAGACGACAGCGGCGGCGGGCCGGCGGCGACGCUUGGGAAUUUCCAGCAGCAGGGGAUAGAAGUGGUUUAUGAUUUGGAGAUGGGAAGGAUCGGGUUUGCCCGGCGGCGGUGCGGCGAGCUGUGGGAUUCAGUGUCACGUGGGUGACCGCACGUGCCAGCAUUGUUAUUUUUUUUCCUGUAUUUUCUUUUCAAUUAGAUGUACAUGAAAAAUACUUGGAAAAAAAGAACAAUGUACAUACUUUGAUAUUCUAUGCAAGCAAAUGUUUAGAUAAUGAUUAUAGUUUUUACCAUUUUGCCA
This is a messenger RNA of Dendrobium catenatum, 1694 nucleotides long. RefSeq names its product probable aspartyl protease At4g16563. The coding region runs from base 72 to 1541 and encodes 489 amino acids. Gene Ontology annotation, cellular component: plant-type cell wall. The transcript has a single exon. Gene Ontology annotation, biological process: proteolysis. NCBI's taxonomy places the organism in Eukaryota, Viridiplantae, Streptophyta, Magnoliopsida, Asparagales, Orchidaceae. The record is from RefSeq and is a predicted model, not a curated record. Gene Ontology annotation, molecular function: aspartic-type endopeptidase activity.